AUGUCAACAAUCAAUUAUCCAACCAAUUACACACUAGAUGGUCAAUCGAUCAAUCACGCUUCAAUCCAUCCAUCAUCAUCGCUAACAUCACCACCAGGAACAACAAUAUCUAAUCACAAUCAAUCACCCGUCAAUCUUCAAUCAAUCAAUUCAUUGAAUAAUAAUAAUUUAUCAAAUAUUCCACCGUCUCCGAUUUCAUUAGCCUCAUCUUCGUCUUUAUCAUCGGCUUCUUUAUCAGAAAAAUAUGAAAAUUCAAGAUCUGGUACUAAUAGACGUAGAAGACGUCCUAGAUCUGUUAACCCAUUAAAUGAUGAUUCUAAUAAUUUCACUUCAUUAUCGCACGCAGAAUUUAGACGUCAAAUACAUAUACAAUCUGAACAAAAAAGGCGUGCUGAAAUCAAAGAUGGAUUCGAUGAACUUCGUAAACAACUUCCAAUCACCUACGCCAAUCGUAAAAUGAGUAAAGCUUUACUGUUACAAAAAGCUGUUGCACAUAUGAAGAAUAUGCAAAGAAAAGAAAAUUUUUUGUUGGAUGAAAUUAAUCGUUUAAGUCAAAGAUGUAUUUAUAUGAACGCUGAAUUGGAAAAUGAAAAAAGCUCGAGAGAUGACAAUGACGAGGAAGGAGAAGGAGAGAAGGGUUGUGAUUAUGAGUCAAUCGGAAGGAUAGAGGAUAAGAAGGGAAUGAUGCGUGGACAAUUAGUAAAGUCGUGA
Molecule: messenger RNA, 711 nt
Organism: Entrophospora sp. SA101
Lineage: Eukaryota; Fungi; Glomeromycota; Glomeromycetes; Entrophosporales; Entrophosporaceae
Source: the annotation of a GenBank genome assembly